AUGCAUCACUUCCGGGUUCCUCCACAUCAACCAUGUCAUCCGUUAUCGCGGAAAAUCAUUUCCGGGUACAUCGGACGGAAAGAGAAGGUCCGAGAGGAAGCGCGCGCAUUACCAGCAGCAGCAGACGUUGAGAAGUGGACAGUUGCACCAGUAGAACCGGAUCAGAUGCCACAGAUCCGAGAAACAGCGCUUGCCUCGAAACUCAGCAAAGCCAAGGAAACCAACAAACGGAAUCGAUCGAAAACGUUUCAAAAAUACAAAGACUUAGCUAUGGAAGAAGAAGCGAAGCGGAUUUUUGAGUUGUUCGACUACUCCGUGGAGCAGGAAGACGAGAAGAUCUUGAAGCGGAGUAACGCGGCGUUGGGGCACCAGCAGCAGCACUCGGUACGCCACGAGGGCAACCACCACCACCUGCACCACCGACGGCGCCACCGCGGAGGAGGCUCGGCUUCCGGCUCCGCCGCGGGUUCCUCAUCCGCCGCAGCGGGCUCAGCGUCGUCUCAUCUUGACAGUGCCAACGACAAGUCCGGGCACGCCUUCGCGAAAGACGGACUGGCUGAACAAUACGACUCUGCCCAGCCCCUGGGUUCCGGGUUCCUCGGGGUUUGCGCCAGCAUCAUGGUGAAAGAAAAACUGACGGAGACGUUCGAUGCUGACGGAAACUUGGUUUCAAUCAUCCAGCGUCCUGGACAGCAGCAAGAGAUUUACUACGAGAAAUGUUUGAAAGCAGAAGUGAAAUGUGCCGGUAUCGACGAAGUGCGGUUCGACUCGAAAUGCGAACAGGACUUCGGCUUCACACAAAUGUUGUUCCGACGACACGGCGAAGACGGAAAAGCAACGGGCCCGACACUGUGGGGAUUCGUGCGAGUGCCACGAUCCUGUUCUUGCAAAAUCCACCGAAAACAGUCGGCAGCAGACUUAUUCGUGAAACACUCGAGCAGCAGUCUACUAUACUGAGCAUGUGGUCAGCUGGUUUAUAUAAUUUUCAUAUAGGACUUAGGGCUGGAUGCCAAACAAUUUGUAUAAAGGAAAUUUUUGGAACGCCAUGUUUUUUUAAGGACGUUGGUUACGCACGAGGAUGUGUUUUUUUCCUCUUCCCUCCUUUGUAUAUUUCCACGUUUUUUUCGAGCGGGAAUCUCAGCAAUGAUGGUUGUUUUCGUCACGAUUUUUUUUUGGUCCGUGUUGGACACGUUGUGGUUGUGCAGC
This is a messenger RNA of Notodromas monacha, 1206 nucleotides long. NCBI's taxonomy places the organism in Eukaryota, Metazoa, Arthropoda, Ostracoda, Podocopida, Cyprididae. The record is from the annotation of a GenBank genome assembly.